GAGCAGCAUCAGGUGGGGUUGUCUCGGACCACGGGGCCAAUGCAGCCUUCUGUCCCGCCGGGCUCCAGCAGCGUGGGCACAGGCACGAGCUCCGGGGGCCCCUUCUUGGGAAACCAACCUCAGGCGGCCAUCAUGAAGCAGAUGCUGAUUGAGCAAAGAGCCCAGCUCCACGUGAUAGAGCAGCAGAAACAACAGUUUCUAAGAGAGCAGAGGCAGCAGCAGCAGCAGCAGAUCCUAGCAGAGCAGCAGUUGCAGCAGCAGUCCCAUUUGCCUCGGCAGCAUCUGCAGCAGCAGCGGAGCCCGUACCCAGUGCAACAGGUCAAUCAGUUCCAAGGUUCUCCCCAGGAGAUAGCAGCAGCGAGAAACCAAGCAGCCCUCCAGAGCAUGAGGACGUCGCGAAUGCUGGCGCAGGGCGCGAGCAUGAUGGCCAUGGGUCCCUCACAGAACCCCAGCACGCUGCCCACGCCCGCAGGCCA
This is a messenger RNA of Merops nubicus (carmine bee-eater), 476 nucleotides long. Its product is annotated as mastermind-like protein 3. Gene Ontology annotation, cellular component: nucleoplasm. The record is from RefSeq and is a predicted model, not a curated record. The transcript has 3 exons. The annotation marks the transcript as partial. Gene Ontology annotation, molecular function: transcription coactivator activity. Gene Ontology annotation, biological process: positive regulation of transcription of Notch receptor target. Lineage: Eukaryota; Metazoa; Chordata; Aves; Coraciiformes; Meropidae.